Molecule: messenger RNA, 297 nt
Organism: Mesorhabditis belari
Lineage: Eukaryota; Metazoa; Nematoda; Chromadorea; Rhabditida; Rhabditidae
Source: the annotation of a GenBank genome assembly
AUGAUUCCCAUAACUUUCCGAAACUUUCAUUUUCAUCUCAAUGAAUUCGAGCAAAGACUUGAGCUUGGCGGUGGCGCUCAGGGAAGAGUUUUCUACGAUAGGUUGCAGAACCGGGAUGUGGCAGUAAAACAAAUCGAGGAUCCGGAAGAGACUUUUCGAGAAGCCAACAGACACAGAUAUGUCAAAGAUUGCAAAUUUAUCGUUGAAAUACUCGGCGUCGCCUUUGAUGGAAAUGAUAUUCCGAGGGGACUCGUGUUGGAGUUGUGCCAUGAGAGCACUCUUCAUAAUGAUACGUUU